Molecule: messenger RNA, 1092 nt
Organism: Anisakis simplex (herring worm)
Lineage: Eukaryota; Metazoa; Nematoda; Chromadorea; Rhabditida; Anisakidae
Source: the annotation of a GenBank genome assembly
AUGCUGCAAGUACUUACAGUACUGCAGAUCAUCCCGGCCACGUGCCGGUUUGCGGAUUACUGUUGGGCCACUUGGCACGUCAUGGCGAGGCGAGCGGGCCCAUUAAAUAAAAAACAGAUCGACGAAAUGGAAAGAACGGGCGCAAUUCCCGAUAAACUAACAGACGCCUUCUGCCGGGCAGGCAGUGUUUUACUGCUGGUGCACCCGCUUUUUUCUGGGGCACCCGUUAAAGUUUUUGGACGACCCGGCGAAAAAGUACUCGAGGCCGCCGAGUACUUAGGGACAUACGCGGUUCUGGAUAUGCCGGAGACGGCGGCGGCCGAGAGCACUCCAGAAACGACUAAGACACCCUUACCCACAAUAACCGAAGAAGAGGAAGAUCUGCCCGGCCCCUCCAGCCGCCCAGACUUCCCAAUUCCUAACAUCGUCCUAACAACACCGAAUAACCACAACUACAACCUUAACGACGGCUCACCACAACUAAUCGACUCACCAACGACAUCGCCAUCCUCACCAUCGUCAUCCUCAUCGAGCUCACCAAAUUCACCCACUAACACGACUACCCGAUGUCGUUAUAACUUCCGUAACCCGCGCCGCGAGGUAACCCCAUUAACCCCUCGCAUUAACCCAGAAUUCGAAGCCGCUAACACCUCAUCUCUAACACCACAACACGCAGCCGAGCUGGCCGACACCAUUCCACCGCCAUACAAAAUUGCCAGCUGUCGGGCUGCGCCAGGCGCGCCACGCCAUUUGCCACCGUGGCCGCCUGGAAAAUACACGUCAGGCGGUCGAAAUGUCACAAUACUAACCGUACGUUUCAGAAACUUACUGUACUUGGUGCGGGCACACGGUCAAGGUGCCCGAAGGCCUCUCGGCGAGGCAACUAACAAUUCGAAUGGAUGCACACCGCGCCGAGAGGUGUGUAUCAGCACCGAAGAAGGCGAUGGCGGCCCGAAGAGAUAUCGCCGAGCGUCUCCAGGAGUUGGGUCGCGAUGGCACAUACAUCGCGCUGCCUGGAGCAACCUCGGCGAUCCAGGGCCCGGAGAGGAAGAGAAGAAGAACGAUCUAACACCGCGACUAAUGGAAAUUUAA